Molecule: messenger RNA, 1498 nt
Organism: Paramisgurnus dabryanus
Lineage: Eukaryota; Metazoa; Chordata; Actinopteri; Cypriniformes; Cobitidae
Source: RefSeq, a predicted model, not a curated record
AUUGCUACUCAGCUUAUGUUUGAAAUGUCAGAUUUGACGGUCAGACCUGCUUCCCCGACUCCCUCCAUUUCUCUCCCGGAGAUAAAAGCAGAGACGCGGUUGGUGCUGAAAUCUUUCCUGCGUCAGUCUCUCUCUAUUCCUCCUGGAGAGAGACCCGGACGGAUAGGAGGAGGAUAUAAAGACCCAAACAAAUACAGAUCCCUUAGAGUCGUUGCUCUGACUGAAUUGCAGUCACUGAACGCCAGUGGGCGGAGCCAACAAAAUGAUGAUGUGCUGUGUCUUUCUCUGGGGCAGAGAAAGGAAGGCUGCAGACCUGGAGCUGGCAGUGCCUCGCUAAAUGAGAAGGGAAAGAAAGAUACGCUGGGAUGGGACUCUUUGGAUGAGGAGAUCAGUGCUGCUGAGGAGAAAAAACAUGGUCUCAAGAAUUUUAUUAAAAAAAGACUGAGACCCCGUCCAUCUAUGAUUCGCCAUGCUAAGAAAGAUGGCACUGCUGACCAGAUUCAAAACAACAGUCUGGAUAGAAAGUUUCAGUCGAAACAAUCAGACAAAGCGUCCUCGAAUGGAGCUCGCACUUUGCCGAAGAAAUUAGAGGAAGAGAAUAUGCAAGUUUCCUCUGCGUCUGAAGAGGAAGGCGAAAGAAAAGCAAUGGACAAACAGAAGAAAAAGAAGAAACUAAAAAUUCCUAAUAUACUCAAAAAAGUGUCGUUCAAAAAAGAGGACAAUCGUCCGCAGCGCCCAGACUCGCUCCCUAUAAAACAAGGUGCACGUUUUCCAGAACCUGGAGAACCAACUCUUUCACCCACACAUCCUCCUGAAUUUUAUGAUGGAGUGGCAAACACCCUGGACAAAAUCGCACAGAAACACAGCACAAAAAAGAAAUCUCCUGUUAGGCCAGAGCCAGCGUCAACUACAUCCAAAGAAGAUAAAGAGGCAGUGGUUCAACAGCUAGUUCAGAUAUUGACAUCAGAGGGAGAUGCUAUGAAUGAUAAGAUAAAUGCAAACCCGUUCCUUCGAUCUACCCUCACUCGCCUCUCCUACGCAUCCUUUGCCAAACUCCUUGACACGUACGCCAGUGAGAGCGAAGAAUCACCCCUUCCUGCCACAGGAAGUCCUACGCUGCGCCGCAUCGCCAUAACCAUGGAAGCGUCUCGACGGGUCGUCACGGCAACGGGAGUUCAGCGUUUGACGGGGUUUGCUGAACGCUACAUGGAGAGUUUUGCACCCUGGGUGAAGAGUCACGGAGGAUGGGAAAAUGUUGUUAAUUUGGAGGAGAACUCAGAGUACGAUUGACUUUGGUCACUGACUUAGGACUUUUUUAAUAUGAACUCUGGAUCAUGUAGCACAGCCUCUAUGAGGAAAAGAAGAACUGAACAUCCAAGUGAAGAAGUGACACUACUGAAUAUGAAGUUUUUUUCGUGCUGAUGUAUUUAUUCUUUUAUUUUUUUCUCUGUUUUAAGUUUUUAUUGUGGAGUUUUAUACAAAAAUACACACUGACAAA